Pelobates fuscus (common spadefoot toad) is the source of this 5505-nucleotide messenger RNA. It is a transcript of the gene SPAG1, whose product is annotated as sperm associated antigen 1. The coding region runs from base 148 to 2925 and encodes 925 amino acids. The transcript is spliced from 19 exons. NCBI's taxonomy places the organism in Eukaryota, Metazoa, Chordata, Amphibia, Anura, Pelobatidae. Gene Ontology annotation, molecular function: protein binding. Gene Ontology annotation, cellular component: cytosol. Gene Ontology annotation, biological process: axonemal dynein complex assembly. The record is from RefSeq and is a predicted model, not a curated record.
UGAUUUUACAAUUGGUUAACUCGGAGGGGGCGGUGCAUCGCCAUGGUAACCGCAAACAGUCCUCAUUUAAAGGUUUCGGUACUUAGAGCAUCCUGCGUGAACUAAGUGCUGCAGGUGUUCUAUCAGAUCAUAACUGACCUCCCAGCAAUGAGUGCUUCAGACUCAGUAAUGGACUAUGGAACCACUAAAAGACAUGCAAUUCCUAUUGAUCACCUGGACUACCAAUUCAUAGAGAAAUGUACGGAUGUCAAGCACUUGGAAAAGGUCCUGCAUGUUCUCAGGUCUGGCGAAGAGGGACAUUACCCAGAUUUAACAUUAUUUUGUGAAAAGCGUAUUGAAAACCUGUCUCCUCAAAGUCGAGCUCUGCGGAAAGAUAAGCCUCCAGCCACUGCUGCAGAUUUCUGCUUGGAAGAUUGGCAACAGAUUGACAUUGAUUUAAAGAAUUGGUUAACAGAUAUAAAGAUGAAGGAUCAGGAACAAUCUGCUGAACCUCAUAAUGCCCAGAGUUUGCCACCUGUACGGGAUUACUCCAGCUGUCCACAGACCGUUAAGCCAAAAGGAAAACAAGAAAUAAACAGUAAAGCGCCACGGGAUUAUAGAGACUGGGACAGAUUUGAUGUGGAAAAAGAAAUAUCCAAAAUUGAAGAGAACUCAAAAGAAGAAGUGCAGUCAAAAACUGUAAUAAAUAGUUCAACAUCCAAAAUAAAGAAGACCAUAGAUACAGCAGGUCUAAGUCAAGCACAAAGAUGUUUUAUUGCUGGCCGUGAGAAGGACAAAGGAAAUGAAGCGUUUCGAUCUGAUGACUAUAAGGAGGCUGUAGCUUAUUAUACUAGGAGUAUAUCGGUGUUACCCACAGCAGCAGCAUAUAACAACCGAGCCCAAGCAGAGAUUAAACUGAAGAAUUGGCACAAUGCGCUGAAUGACUGUGAAAGAGUUCUGGAUUUAGAGGCAGGCAAUAUGAAAGCCCUCUUACGGCGUGCUACAGUCUACAAAAACCUCUGUAACUACCAUUGUGCGGCUUGUGAUCUGAAGACUGUCUUACAGCAGGACCCGGACAAUUGUACUGCUAAGAAAGUUCUUAUUGAAGUGGAAAGGCUUAUUGAGAAAGAAACUGUAAGCAAAGGUGUGAGGAUUCACAUUGAGGACAUAGAAGGUUCGGAUGAAGAAGAGCCAGAUGUAUCAAGCUGUAAACAAGGAGCCGGUGUGACAGUGGGAGGAGGAGAGGCUGGGGAGCACACUGACAUGGGGAAUGCACAGAAAAAGCCGUCUCCUAAGAGAAGCAAUCAGAGGGACAGUGACGGCCAGAUCCCCAAACAGAGCAAGGAAAGCGCCCAGAAUGGAGUGAAGAAAGAUCUCGGCAACGGCCAGACAGCCAGGAAUCUAAGCAGAGAGAAUGGAAACCAGGAAGGAGCCUCUGAGAAGGCGAACGGACACCAGGAUCCAAAUCAGAAUACAAAGCAACCAUCUCAGCCCGUGGCUCCAGCAGCUAGGCUAAAAGGAGAAGGGAAUCAGCUCUUUAAGAACGGCCAGUUUGGAGAGGCUGCCAUCAAAUACACCGAGGCUAUUGAUCUUCUCACUGAAGCCGGAUCAGAGAAUGCAGAGGAGCUGGGUGUCUUAUAUUCCAACAGGGCAGCAUGUCAGCUGAAAGAAGGGAACUGCAGACAGUGUAUUGAAGAUUGCAACAGGGCUCUAGAACUUCAGCCGUUCUCAAUGAAACCGCUCUUACGUCGAGCAAUGGCAAACGAGUCUCUUGAACGAUACAGGGAAGCAUAUGUAGACUAUAAAAUUGUCCUUCAAAUAGACAGUGGAAUGCAAGUGGCAAAUGAUAGUAUUAACAGGAUCACAAGGACGUUAAUUGAUCAAGAUGGGACUAGCUGGAGAGAGAAACUACCCCCAAUUCCAUCCGUUCCAGGCUCUUUUCAUUUGCAAAGACAAGAAGGCAACAUCACAGCUUCCAAUAGUGUCCAUCCUGUGGAAAAUAAUCAGCCAGGAAAUGUAACGGGUGUGUCAGUCGAGGAGACGUUCUGGACUCUGAAAAAAGAAGGAAAUGAAUACGUCCAGCACGGUCAAUACAGAGAAGCUGUGAAGAAAUAUACAGAAUGUUUGACAUUAAAUUCUGAGGACUGUACGAUAUACACAAACCGAGCCCUGUGUUACUUGAAACUAUGCCAAUAUGAAGAGGCCAGAAGUGACUGUGAAUGUGCUCUGCAGAGGGAUUCCUCAAAUAUCAAAGCUUUGUACAGGCGAGCACAGGCCCACAAAGGAUUAGAGAAUUAUCAAGAAUGUAUCAGCGAUCUACAAAAAACCCUCUCUCUGGACCCAAAGAACCCUGCAGUACUGGCACUGAUGAAUGAAAUAACUCCGUGUCUCCAUUCCGGCAGCCAGGGAAAACUAAGGAAAAAGAUUGAAAUAGAGGAGGUAUCUGAACUGGAAGAAGAAUCUGCAAAAAGCAUUCCGGCACGGGAAUCGAUACCUAUUAAUUCCUGCCCAAAUGGUGCAUAUCAAAAUAACAUAUCAGAAAACACAGCCGCAAAGCCUCAGAUUACAAAACCUACCAACGCCUAUGAGUUUGGCCAGCGGAUGAAUGAGGUGAAAGCGGCAAAGGAUUCGGGGGCCUGUGCAGAGCUCUUGUUGUCCAUAGACCCAAAAGACUUGCCAGUGUUUCUGAGCAACAAGUUAGAAGGAGAUAUUCUCCUGCUGAUCGCACAGUCGCUGGCACACAAUCUUCUGGACCAGAACCCGGCACUGGUUUACCAACACCUCUCACACCUGAUCAAAGCAGAACGGUUCCAGAUGGUGUUAAUGCUUCUGAACAAGAACGAAAAAGCUGAAAUUCAGAGACUUUUUACACUUCUCUAUGAAAAUCCAUGUGAAAAUGUCAAGACGGAGGAUGUUCGGAAUCUUGCUAAGCAAUAUGAACUUUAAGUGCGCGCCCACGUAAUGCACUUUUUUUUAUAUACAGUUUGAUUGGUGAUAUCGUUCGGGAAGGUUAAACUAUGCAAAUUUAAAUAAGGGAGUUUACAGGUUAAAUUCCUAAGCCUGACUGUUAAAAUAUUAUUUAAAUUUGGUGGUUUUCCAUGGAUAAGUAUUUUAACAUCUCUGGCUGAAAUUACAAUGAUGAUGGUAUUUAAACCACUUGCAUGGAAGCACUACUGCUAUUAUGCUGAUUAAUGUGGAUGCACGAAAAAUGUCAUCACCCCUUAUGAAAUGAUUUAGCAGGAAUAUGUGUUUAGCCAUGUUUUAUUCCACUACGUUCAUUCUACUAUAGAUAUUUAGUUCGUAAAUUGUCCAAACAAAUGUGUAACAUUCACCAGAUUCAACUGAAAGACUUAAAUUGUUAAGGGCUUAACUUGACACAGCAGAUGUUUGUGAACUAUGGGAAAGCAUUGGAUUGGCUGAGAUUGUCAACUCUGAUCACCUCAGCCAAGGAAGUGGAGCCAGCACCGGCAGACCCGUGCGGCAUUGGAAUAAAGGUAAGUUUUUUUAACAAUCGGGUGGGGGGGAAGGGAGUGGGGGCAGAGGCCUAAACGCCAUUUUUAACUCUCUGGGGUCAGGAAUACAUGUGUGUAUGUAUUCCUGACCCUAUAGUGUUCCUUUAGCCUUGUUACACCCCCUGGCUGUCAAACCUGCUCUUACAACCAGUCCUGUUACUUCCUGGUUGUUUGAUCAGUGGAGCUAAACUCAAGAGGCAGCAAUUGCCCAGAGUUACAACUUCUCAUUGAGCUGCAUUGGGAAGUCUGGGUUGGGUGCAAAGGGUAGGGCUUGCAAACAAUAGAUCUGUAGCUUUUGCAAGCUGGUUUAGAUGAUAUAUCUCCAAGCUAAAAAAAGAAAAUGCAGCAAUAAAAUGCAGCCAUUUUAUCAUUGGGGGUAUAUCUACUAAAUUGUUGAAAAUGAAUUAUUUUCCAUUAAUAAUAUUUCUUUAAAAGGAUUCCCUAAGAAAAAUAACCAUUAGUUUGUGCUGUAGUAGUUAUUGUGCUCGGAGUCCCCUGGUGCCCUCCACCUGACUUAAUGAUCCAUUCUGGGAAGCAGCCUGGGUGCUCGACAGAGCCAGGUAAAUGUUAAAUUGUCAGUUGGCGCCAGGUGACUCUUAGCACCAUAACCACUACAGAGAUCUUUUGGUGAAAUAUUUUAGCUUUAUAUGGGAGGUCACGGGAAUGUUGGGAAAUGUUAUAAGCACAUGAGAUUAGAAAGGCACCAAUAUAUUCCUGUAUAUAGGCCCAUCUCUGGACAAUUCAUUAAAAACUCCAGACUUGGUAAUAAUGAUAUUUGAUGUAAAUAUGUUAAUGAUAUUAAUGACAAUACAUGUGAAUUGUAUUAUGUAAUUGUGGAAAUAUAUCCAUAGCAUUAUUAAACGAAAGCUAAAAGAUGAUAGAUUUUAUUCAGAUUAUAUACAGAAUAUAGUGUAUCUGUAAAGCAGGAGUUUACUGGUAAAUAUAUUGUCUAGAAUAACUAUUUUAUCAACCAUUGGACCAGAACAAUGUACAGCAAAUAUCCUUAUGAUGAACCUUUUUAUCCGUGAUGAGCACAUUCCUGCAGUGAAACUCUCACCCAACAUUUUUCUUCCUCUGCAAACCUGUUAAAACAUUUUAUUUCAAUGCUCAAAUGUUUUACAUUCUGGAGAAACAAGUUAUGGUGCAUAAAUAAAUUAUUAUUAUUAUUAUUAUUAUAGCCAUGUAUCAAUGAAUGUACUGUUUUGGGGGACAGAAAUGUUUGCAACACUUUAUGAUAGAAAUCGCCACUUUUAUAACUGAGUGCCGAAUUGCUCCCCAGUUGUCACUCAGCUUUGUGGAGCUAAAGGAAGUGGAAGAAAACCUCCCUGACUGUCUAACGGAAGUGGCAACUGCACCUGCCUUCUACCCUUCUCAAUGAGCUGUAUAAACGCUGCGAUCGCAUGUGCAUGCACACUUGCAACUCCGGCACAGAAACUUCCAUGAGAAGCCUCUGAUUGGUGUAUUCCCUGGCACAGACUGAGUCCGAGCUGGGGGAAAGAGGGGUGAGGGCUUGCAAACAGUGCAGACAGCAGGUCUGCAGCUUUUGCAAACUUUUUUUUUUUUUUCUUAAAUGCCUAUGAAGAAAACAUGCAGUAAAAAUACUUGCAUGUUUUAAAUGGUGUUCCUUUAAUGAGAAAACGAACACAUAGGAUAUUUAUUUAUUCAGCAUCAAUCACUGAUGUUAAAGGAGGGACUUCAACUUUAACCCAUUCAGAACCAAAGGUCGUAACAUGCUUUUCCUGCUAUGGAUAUGAUUUGUUGGUUAUUUAUUCUGAAACAGACUGGGGCUUGUUGGUGUAAGAUAAGUGACAUGGGCAUUGUUAGAUCUGAUUUAACGAAUGAUACGGCUUUCUUUAUCAUUCUCUCCUUAUCUUUUUAUCUGUAAAUAGGUUUACAAUCUGUUUACCAAAAGAAACAAAAUAUAUAUAAAUGGAUAAUGAGAUAGGAAUGUAAAUGGAAUUGUUACAAAUGUUUGCAUACAUCGCCUAUACCAUAUUUAUCACACUUGAAACUU